GGGAUCUAUUGUGUUGCGGUAAUGCAAGCUCAGUGGAUGUGAACUCUGGCCAUGUUCUCUGUUCAACACAAGAGGGAUAAUCUCAGAAGCUGACCACGCAGCAAACAAACUCUGUGGGUGCUGCUCUGAAGUCAGUCACUUUGCUGUUGCUAUUGCCACAAAUGACACAGGCCACCGGUGAGCUGAGCACCUUAUCGUCGAGUCAGUGAACAAGUCAGCCAGAAUCUUGCUUCAGCACUAAACCAACUGCUCGACAGGCAACAAGAGGGUGAACAAGAGAGAGAGAGACGGCACUCAGUGGAGAGACAUUGUGGAUAAUUCAAUAUGUGUACCUCUAACUGGGGAGAUGAGCUGGAAUUAAAUAUCCAUUUGAGAGAUGAAAGACAGGAAACGGAUGUAAAAGCUGUUUGAGGAGAAAUGAUGAAAUGAAAGUAAGAGGACAAAAAAAGAAAGACGCAACGCACCAGUGAGUAGGAAAUUGCAUGUGGGAGGAGAGUGGAAAAAUUUUAGGGGGGGAAGAGUGUGUGUGUGAGGGUGUUUCCUGUGUCAGAUUUGUGCAUGGGUGUUACCAGGAACCAGGUAACCAGGGACAGCCCUACAGACCACGUCUCGUGGGGAUAUGUGGGAGCGACUUAAUCAGAAAUGACUACAACUGGAGGGGGAAAAAUCUGCACACACAAAGCACUCUCUCUCACGCCGGCAUGGUCUCAAGCUCGGAGAGUACAGCCUGCGAGGUUACUACCUGCCAGAAAUAAAAGCAACAAAGCUGAAUUUAGCUGAAAAAAACAAACAAACAAAAAAAAACACUUGACAGAAGCGACUCCUGCUGCUGUUGUUGCUGAUGAUGAUGGAAUAAUUGUUAAUAAUUGUUCUCGGACUCUGGAUGGAUUGUAGUAACAAGCUCGGAGAAUGAAUUUAGGUAUCAGUGAUCAGAACGGGCACUGAUGUCUAUAAUGUUCACUUGUUCAACCUUGGGCCCUACAGAGUGAACUGCCUCAAAGGAGUCCAGCGCUCUACUGCAAAAAACCAACCUGGUGGUCUUUAUUGAAGGAGUUUUAUCUGAGGUCCUGCUAUCUGGAUACGUUGAAGCAAGGCUAUUAUGCGCAAGCUUGACUGGAAGAAAUGCAGCUUCCUGUUGUGCCUGGGGAUGAGUAUUAUCUGUUCAGCCAUUUACUUGAGGACCAGAUUCGCGACAAAGCCAAAGCACCUUGCAAGUCCAAGUGACAAGCCCCUUUCCACUGAAUGUAGAGCUUUUCUGCCCCACAUGGAGGAUGGAGUCAAGUGGUACAACCAUAAAGGCCAGGUGGAAAGCUAUAUUUUGAAUAGCUGCAUCAAUUGUUCCAAUUUGAUCAGAGACCUACACUUCAUCACAAGACCUCUGAGCCGUGAGGAGGAGGACUACCCUUUAGCUUUCAUUGUGACUGUUCACAAGGAGCUGGAGCUUUUUGUGCGCCUCUUGCGGGCCAUUUACAUGCCGCAAAACGUCUACUGCAUUCACGUGGAUGCCAAGGCUCCAUGGAAGUACAGGGCUGCUGUACAGAAGCUAGUCAGCUGCUUUAAUAACACCUUCCUGUCCAGCCGCAGCGAGACAGUGACGUACGCUGGGUUUUCCCGUCUGCAAGCAGACUUGAACUGCAUGACGGAGCUAGCAAGGUCCAAGGUAGGCUGGAGGAAGGUGGUGAAUCUGUGUGGACAGGAUUUCCCUGUCAAGAGCAACUUGGAACUGGUGCAGUACAUGCAGAUCGAAAGGUGGAGGGAUCAAAACAUGACGCCUGGGAUUAAGCAGCCGGCGUCUAUGAAGCACAGGACUGCGCUCCAGCAUAUUGAAAUCAGGGGGUCACAUGUAGCUUUGAAAGGGUCGGGACUGAAGAAAGGUCCUCCUCCACACAAUCUGCAAGUUUAUUUUGGAACAGCGUACUAUGCUCUUACAAGGGCUUUUGUAGACUUUGUUCUGGAAAGCCCAAUUGCACGCGACCUCUUGGAGUGGUCUAAAGAUACGUACAGUCCAGACGAGCACUACUGGGUGACAGUCAACCACAUCAAAGAGGCUCCAGGCAGCCACAUAGAUGGAGGUUGGGCAGGAGACAUCCGGGCAAUCAAGUGGAGGGAUCAAGAGGGAAGGGUACACAACGGCUGCAAAGGGCAUUACGUUCGAGACAUCUGUAUCUAUGGUGCAAAUGACCUGCCAUGGAUCAUCAAAAGGAACAGCAUGUUUGCAAAUAAGUUUGAGAGUAAUACCUAUCCUGAGGCACUGGACUGCCUGGAGCAGUGGCACAGGAACAAGGUGCUGAAACAGGCAACUGUUCCCAUACAGCAAUCAUGGCUGCUGGCCACACAGGGAAACUGUAACAGCUACUUCAACAGCAGUGCUUGAGCUGGUAUCCUCAGCAAAGUUAGACAUGCAGUUCAGAUUAUUUGCAUUCGUUACCUCUGCCCAGCGUAAGCCUGGAGGGGAUCAUGCAUUUGGUCGUGUGUCAUCUGCCGCAGCUAAUCUUGCACACUACUGACUUGACUUAGGCUGUUAUUUUUUGUGCACAUUUAUGACUGUAUGCUCAAGGAGCUUUUGCGGUUGUGGUGAAUCACAAUUUUUGAAUUUCUGUUUUAUACUGCUAUUGACUGCUGACUGCUUUUAAUCGGCAGAUUAAGCAAUAUUUGUUUCUGCUAGGGACAACAUUGGUUGUGGCCACGUUAAUGUUGGCGGAUUCUUUUGUUGGCAUUUUAACUUAAAACAUAUUUACAUCCCUGGUGUUUUGGAGGUUUGUCUCCAUAUAGCCCGUCUACUCUGGUUAUACAUCAAUAGUAUAACCUGCGUACAGUCUCCCCUUCAUUUCACUAAUCUCAUGCACACACGGCCUGCCCUGCACUGCCUGUUCCCCCACGACCCCAGAGCAGUAUGAUAUCAUGUUUUUUAUAUAAUAGCACAAUACUUUUCUGUAUCAUGUCUACGUAUUUUGAGUUUUUUUGCAUGUUACACCUGUAGAGAUGGCGCAUUUUAUGAGUUUUGGACGCGGGGGAAAGGAUGAAGUCACCUGACAUUCAUUUGCAUGGUAAGAGUAGUCAGGUGACUUGUUUCCAUAUAGUAACAAUAAUAAACAUGUCGUUAACAUUGUGAAACGGUCGCGUUUGGAUAGGUUUAAUCAUCAGAAGUACUUGGUGAUGUUUAGGAAAAGAAGAGAUGGUUUGGAUUAAAAGAAGAACGUUAGUUAUUUACUUAUGCAAGUUACACUACGUACGCAACGUAAGUUAAAUACGUUGCAUACGUUUGGUUUCUCACGGGACACAAACAACGGUCUCCCAGGUGACAGUACUGUGUUUAACACAUCCAUCCACCCUGACUUCGUUCCUACACGGACUUUGUCGCUUUUUAUACUAUGUCUCCUGACUUUUUUUCCCUCUGACAUUCUUACUUAAAAUGACUCUGCACAAUAUAAGGCAAUAAGCCAAUUAAAUGCUGUGAAAUGAAAUGCGAAAAGCUAAAACAUCAUUGUGAUAACAUGUGAAAUGACUUAAGACAUUGAUGUGUUAUUUAUAUGCCAUUUGUUGAUACCGGGCCUGGCAGAGAUCUGCCCUGGGUUCACUCUUGUAGAUCACUGGUUGUUGAAUGUCAAAAAUGAAGAAGAAAUUAACUGAGAACAGCAGGAUGAUGCACCAUGAACUUUCAGACUCUGUAGCGCAGUUACUGUUCACAUGUAUUUAUCUAUUUAUGAGAUUUUAAGACGACAGAAGGCAUUGUAUACACCAGAGGCUAAAAUAUCUUUAGAGUAAAGAAAAAUAAUUACAUAAACUACUGAAUCUGCAUUUAAUAUUGUUUACUUUAAUAAAAUAUUAUUUUUUAAUA
This is a messenger RNA of Micropterus salmoides (largemouth bass), 3838 nucleotides long. It is a transcript of the gene gcnt7, whose product is annotated as glucosaminyl (N-acetyl) transferase family member 7. The coding region runs from base 1100 to 2374 and encodes 424 amino acids. The transcript is spliced from 5 exons. Lineage: Eukaryota; Metazoa; Chordata; Actinopteri; Centrarchiformes; Centrarchidae. The record is from RefSeq and is a predicted model, not a curated record. Gene Ontology annotation, molecular function: acetylglucosaminyltransferase activity. Gene Ontology annotation, cellular component: membrane.